Messenger RNA from Drosophila arizonae, 6863 nucleotides. RefSeq names its product catalytic subunit 3A of the oligosaccharyltransferase complex (gene Stt3A). The record is from RefSeq and is a predicted model, not a curated record. Gene Ontology annotation, molecular function: dolichyl-diphosphooligosaccharide-protein glycotransferase activity. Gene Ontology annotation, cellular component: membrane. Gene Ontology annotation, biological process: post-translational protein modification. Lineage: Eukaryota; Metazoa; Arthropoda; Insecta; Diptera; Drosophilidae.
GAGCGAUAACGCACUCGUGCAAUACCUAUGUAAAUAUGAUUCUACUGCAAAAAUUCCACUGUAGCAAAUGUUUCAGUUACACAAAUGCUCAAUCGUGUUUUAACUGCGUCUGCAGUGUUACGCUUGGCCGAAUGCAGGUAGGCUGCGACGCAGAUGGCACUGCUACUGCUGUCAAAGUUGAGCACCUGACGGUGGUGUCUACAUUGUGCUGCAGCGCCCAAAAGGUUAUUUUUCAAACGCUGGCCGUGCCGGCAAGAAGAGGCAGAAAUAGCAGCAGCUACACACAGGCAAGUGAAUCCCAUGUAAGAUGUGCACGAUUAAAUAGGAAAAUUAUUGUGAUUGAAGCUAUAAGGGAAAUCUAAGGCUGAGAACUAAAACGUCUACCGAUGCGCACAAAAUUGCUAGUGUCUAAAAUCGAAACGGAAUGAAACCCAAGCAAAGGCCAACUGCUGCUACUGGUGCUGCUGCCUCUUCCACUGUAGCAACCGUUGUCGGCCUCAGUCGUCUGACAUUCGUUAGGCAGCGAAGCAAAGAGGAAGAGACCAGAUUAAAACUGCUCCAGACGCAGCCGCAGCUGAUAUGUGAACGUGAACGGAAGCAUGAGGCGGCCAGGAGAGAGAGRGAAGCGCAGGCACUCCAGAAACGUGCUGUCCCAUUAAGGCGUCCAACAAUAACACCAACGGCGCCGAAAUCGAAACCAACACCGAAGCCACCGCCAAAGCCACCGGCGAACCCGAUGAUGAAGUCGACGCCGACAAUGAAACAGACGCCAAAGUCGAUACUGAAGCCGACGCCGAAGCCAGCGCAGAAGCCGACGCCGAAGCCAACGCAGAAGCCGACGCCAGCGCCGAGGCUGACAUCAACGAUACUGCGCUCAACGCCCAAGCCCAGCUAUGACAAAGGUAAACAUAAGGCUCCUGGAGUACGCAGCCAGACAGGCACACAGCUCCACACACAAGCUGCUGGAGACGCAAACGUAGCCAUUGGUCAACACGCUGGCUCCGGCUCUGACAAGGACUCGGACUCCGAGGAUGAGGAGACAACAAAGCUGCGUCGGCAGCUGAAGAAUUUUUCACAGCUGUCCCAGUUGGAAUUCGAGCGAGAGUUUCGUCAGUGGUUGGCACAGGAGGGCAUCGAAAAUAGAAUGCACACGCACUUGCGCAUGGAGCUUAUCAAUAGCUUUAACAGCAGCUCGCUUGGCAAGCUGCUGACUCGACUGUCGUCGACCUCCGUACAGGUGAGCCAGCAGCAGAACUUCCUACUGCUGUCGCCCUUGGGCUUGGCUCUGCACACGCUCGUCGCGGAGUUUCUCUAUGAGCAGAAUUGCCAUUACACACUCACCGUUUACAGCAGCGAGAUGCCGCACCGCCAUGCACUGCCCAACUUUGAAAACAGCGUCCGGUUUCGCUUCAGUAAGCAGGAGCGGCAACAGCUGCUCUCUGCAGUGCUUGGCGAAACGCAGCGGGAGCCUCAGCCGCAGCUAGAACUCGAGCAAACAGUGCAUAAGACCUACGACACAACGCAUCAAUCGCUGCUGUUCGCGCUGGUUCAGAGCUUGGUAGGUGCGCGCCGCAUGGUUUUGCAACAGGUCAGCGAGUCCACGAUGACACCAACGGCAGGCCAAUCGGAGGAGAGCACGCAAACAGAGCCGGUAGCAUGUUUUUCGUGCAGCCCGGAUGUAGAUACUACUGGGCUGUACCAGGCCGAAGAGCUGAUUGUGGCCGUCGAUGGACGCACUGUCUUCAUGGGAGAGUGCAUCUCACAGUCGCUGAAUGGCGUGGACGAGCAGCUGUCGAAGCUAAUGCGCUUUAUUGAUGCGCUCUGCAAAUCUUGUGCGCCGCCCAUCGAGGUCAUCUCCAGAAAGGCGUUUGACCAGCUGCUGAAGAAGGAAAUGCUGGAACGUCAGCGCCUCCAGGGUAUGGGAAAAGUACUGGGGGCCGGGGAGAUGGCCGUAGAGCUGCCCGAGCUGCCACAGGAGCCAGAACAGGAAGAGCUAGAGGCGGACGAGGACAAAAACACUGUGGAGUCCCCGGUUGGCCCCAUUCAACUGCCGGCGGACUUGCCGUCUGUGCCAAAGCUGCCACACUUACAUGUGGAGCAAGUGGGUAGCCUGGCGACGGUACAGCAGAUUUUGCAGAAAUACCAACAGCAGACUCCUCAGGACUCCAGCACACAGGUCUGUAUGCACUCAAAGCUAGAUAGACUUGGGGUAAUGGUAGGUGAGCUCGCGAGCUGUGUGCAGUCGCUGAGUAAUGUGCUCAACCUGGCUAUGGAGCAGGAGUAUACCGUGGGCAUGCGUAAGGGCUUCCAGCAGGGCUAUCGCGAGGGCUUCUCCCAUGGGCACUACAUGGGCGUCCAGGAGGGUAUGAAGUGGCAGCGUCAACAGAGGCUUAAGGACAGGUCGUCACAAACCAAAAAACCGCCACCACCGCGCAGAGUGCACACAAGUACGACUCAAACGGAAAGCGCGCAGCAGCGGCACGCAGCCACCAGUCCGAGGCGCAGAGCGCAGAGAGGCUCCCGGGAUGUCGCUAGCCAAACAGCCCCAUGUCCUCCCGAAACAGCUGUGGCUUCGCGCAGCUACGAGCAGUGGAUCUAUGAGAUGCUGCACAGUCGCAGCGGUCUGAUCUUUCUGGAACGUGUCGAGCUGUCGCUAAACAAGGCACUGGAGCAGCAGAAGCACCGUCUGGAUGAGCUCUUCGAAGUAAAGAUGCGGCAUCAUGCUGAGCUGAUGCGCCUCAGUCGCAGGCAAAACUCCUGGCGUACGCUCUGCCGACAUGUGGAGCGCGACUCACAGUCCACGGAAGCACGUGAGCUGGUGCAAAAGAUAUUCCGGCUGCUCGAGCGCUACGAGGCACACCAUCGGCUGAUUGCGGAGAAGAUACAGCAAACGGAACUGGCCGCCGAGCAAACGGCACGCAUUCAGCCUGUGUGGACUGAUGAAGAAGCCAACGAAGUGAAUACUGAAUACAGCCGCCCUGCUACGUCCACGACUAGCUCUCAUCCUGCGCCUCUUCAUAAUCUACCAGACUUGAGUGUUGAUAAUACUGCUGCUUCUGCUGCUCCUACUGUUCCUACUGCGCCUGGUGUUUCUCCUGCGCCUGGUGUUUCUCCUGCGCCUGGUGCUUCUCCUGCUCUUGCUGCUUCUACUUCCUCUGAACCUAUCUCAGCUCCUGCUCAUCCAGAUAAAGCAGUACAGAACAAUGUUGCCACUAACACCUGUAGCAAGAGCAGGUCACAUACAGCCGACGCCAGACCACAAGAUAUGUCCAGUUUCAAUGAAGCACUACUUAGCGCCAAAAAUCGGAUGCUGCAGCUAGAGCAAGAGAGCGAUCUGCUAGAGCAGAGUUUCCUGGACUAUCUGGACCGUGCGCGUGUCCAGAAACAGAAGAUCAACAUACGUGCCAGCUGUGCCAGCGAGCGCCAGCAGAUCCAUCGCACCUUGGAAAACUUUCGCGAGUGGCAGCGUCGCAUACGCUGUGACGAUGUCAACCUGACUGCGGCGUUGCCAUCUGCACCUUCGCCCAUUACCAGCAGCUCAGAAAUGGACCAAGAGAGCUAUCAGUUCACCAAUGCCAUUGCCGUGGCCAGGCGUAAGCUUUUCUCCGAGCUUCAGUCAACUUCAGGGACAGCAACGGGAGCAAUGACGUCAGCAGCACCAGCAUCAAUAGUGUCUCCAGAGCUGGAUCUGGAAGCACCAGCGCUGGUGAGUGAGCGAAUAGCUAUAGCUACCCAGGUGCAGAACGAGACGCAGCAUCUGAUGAGCCGCGUAGAGGCGACACUGGCGCGAGUCUGUAAGCCCGGCAGCCUGCAGCUGUUAACCGCCGAAGCGCAGCUUGGGAAAGCACUGGGAACAGAUCUAGCCAUUAGCAGCAGCAGCAGCAGUAGCAGCAGCAGCAGCAGCAGCAACAGUAACAGCGACAGCGGCACUGACGUUGACAUCAAGCACACGCGUAUAGUGCAGCUGAAGAAGGAGAAAAUGACAGCGACAGAAAUAGUUACAGAGACAGCAGAAGCAAAAGCAGCAGCGUCGGCAGAAAUUGUAAUAGCAACAGUAGAAACUAUUGUAUCAGCCAUGCCCAACAUCAGCAACAAUAACAACAACACGAGCAACCUCAGCGACAUUUUGAAAAUUCCCAAAUUCUGUGGACGUUUUCGUAAAAUGCAACAACAGCAACAGGAGUCAGAUGCUAACAGCUCUGCACAAAGCAGCCCCCCAGCAACAACAGCAGCAACUGCAUUAACAGCACGACAACAGCGCAAACUCAGCUCGAUGGAGCCAUCGAUGGACGAUGCUCUAGCCAUCGGCACACAAAUGACGCGCAAAUUCGCUGAGCGCUGUCAUUGCCUGAUCGGCCAACUGCAAGCCAGCCGCCUGUACACAAUCCUGACGCGUACGACGCAACCGGCGCAUUUUAUAGCCAUUUGCAUAUUAUCCUUUGUGCUACUGACCGUUGGACCCGAUCUCACAACGACUACAACGACAAUGCACAGCAGCCCGUUGGCAACGGCAGCGACACAUGCAACAACACCAACAACGACGCAGACGCGCAAUGCUAACGACAUGGCCGCCCCAAUGGGAGGCAGCACGCUGGCAACCUUAGCAUAUCUGGGCGCGUUCGCCACACACUUUGGCUCACAAAUCUGGAUGACCUUUGUCUCUGCGUUCGCCACACGCUUGUUCUCCGUGCUCCGUUUUGAAAGCGUUAUUCAUGAAUUCGAUCCAUAUUUUAAUUACCGCACCACGCGGUUCCUGGCCGAGCAAGGCUUUUACAAAUUUCACAAUUGGUUCGAUGAUCGCGCCUGGUAUCCGCUGGGCCGCAUCAUCGGCGGCACCAUUUACCCUGGAUUGAUGGUUACCUCGGCGGCCCUAUAUAGGCUUAUGUGGAUGCUAAACAUAACAAUUGACAUACGUAAUGUCUGCGUAUUUUUGGCACCGUUCUUCUCUUCCCUCACGACCCUUGUCACCUAUGCACUGACCAAGGAAAUACACAGCACAGGUGCAGGUUUGGUUGCCGCAGCUCUUAUAUCGAUCGUACCGGGCUACAUAUCGCGUUCCGUGGCUGGUUCCUAUGAUAACGAAGGCAUUGCUAUAUUCUGCAUGCUCUUCACCUAUUAUCUGUGGAUCAAGGCCGUGAAAACAGGCACCAUAUUUUGGUCGGCAAUGUCAGCGCUUGCAUAUUUCUACAUGGUGUCAUCGUGGGGUGGUUAUGUAUUCCUCAUCAAUCUGAUCCCGCUCCACGUGAUUGCCCUGAUGUUUACUGGACGUUUUUCGCACCGCAUUUACAUCGCAUAUAGUACUCUAUAUUGCGUUGGCACUAUUCUAUCCAUGCAGAUUUCGUUUGUCGGCUUUCAGCCCAUUCAGAGCUCUGAACACAUGUUGGCAUUGGGUGUGUUCGGUCUGUGCCAGAUACAUGCUUUUGUGGACUAUCUACGCUCGCGCAUGCCUAAGGAUCACUUUGAAAUUCUUUUCAAAACACUGGUUUCGAGUGUGAUAAGUCUGGCAUUGAUUAUUGGAACCGUGUUGACAAUAACGGGUAAGGUGUCGCCUUGGACGGGUCGCUUUUACUCGUUGCUGGAUCCAUCUUAUGCCAAGAAUCACAUUCCAAUUAUUGCGUCCGUGUCGGAGCAUCAGCCCACAUCUUGGUCAUCAUUCUACUUCGAUCUGCAGAUUCUUGUCUUUCUAUUUCCCGCUGGCCUCUAUUUCUGUUUCGCACGGUUAACAGAUUCCAAUAUCUUUAUAAUUUUGUAUGGCGUAACCAGCAUUUACUUCGCUGGCGUCAUGGUGCGUCUAAUGCUUGUGUUGGCGCCCGUGAUGUGUGUUCUGUCGGGCAUUGCCAUAUCCCAUCUGCUGGCCAAGUACAUCAAGAGUGUGGACGCAGGUGGCACAAAGCUGGCAGCAGAAAGCAAAAGACAGCACAAGAAACUGGAACAGCAAACUGGUGGCGUCAAGAGUGAGGUGGCCAUUGGAUUUGUUUCCAUAAUAACGUUGAUGCUUAUCGUCUAUACGGUCCACUGUACAUGGGUCACCUCUGAGGCCUACUCCUCGCCAAGCAUUGUGCUCAGCGCGCGCUCGCACGACGGCGGCCGCAUCAUCUUUGACGACUUCCGCGAGGCUUAUUACUGGCUGCAAAUGAAUACGCCUGAAGAAGCGCGCAUCAUGUCCUGGUGGGAUUACGGCUAUCAAAUAACAGCAAUGGCGAAUAGAACGAUAUUAGUUGACAACAACACCUGGAACAAUACGCACAUCUCUCGUGUGGGUCAGGCAAUGGCCUCAUCUGAAGAGAAGGCAUAUGAAAUUAUGCGUGAACUGGACGUUGACUAUGUGCUUGUCAUAUUCGGUGGACUGACGGGUUACUCGUCCGACGAUAUCAACAAAUUCCUAUGGAUGGUGCGUAUUGGCGGCAGCACCGAUCGUGGCGCGCAUAUCAAAGAGAAGGACUACUAUGCGGCCAAUGGCGAGUUCCGCGUCGAUAAAGAGGGCUCCCCCACUCUGCUGAAUUGCCUCAUGUACAAGAUGUGCUAUUAUCGGUUCGGGCAAAUGUAUACAGAGGGCGGCAAAGCGCAGGGAUAUGAUCGCGUGCGCGCCGCUGAGAUCGGCAACAAGGACUUUGAGCUGGAUGUACUCGAAGAGGCUUAUACAACUGAGCAUUGGCUAGUGCGCAUUUACAAAGUGAAGGACUUGCCAAAUCGAGGUGUCUAAGCAGUUACGAGUGCUCUCUUGCUCACUGUCUCGCUCGCACACACUGUCCCUUUCCUUUUCUAUGUCUCUCUAACAUAUUCGCAUGCAUUCUUCGAUCGAUAGACGUCUAUUUAAAAACAUUCUGUAAUUUGUACAUUCAUUAAGCAUAGCUUUAAUUUUA